AUGUCUCCAAUGGCCACUGGAACGGAUGAGCCCACCUGUGGUGACCUUCAUGAUUCAUCAGACUGUCCAUCCACUUCCUUGGUAUGUUAUGCGGAAAAGUUUGGGAACAAAAACUUCAACCAGGCCAGAGACAAUCAAAAUGCAGGAAGCAACAACAAUCAAAACCCUAGAGGAACCAUAGUGAAAGAUCAGAACCAUAAUCCACAAUGGAGACCACCCAUGAACCAGAGUCCACACAAUAAUCAGCAGCAGCAUUAUCAACAAUGCAGCAGAAAUGGAGCAUAUGAACCACAAAGAAGAACCAAUUAUGCCCCGUUCCAAAGAGAUGACCAACUCAUCAACACCCUAGAAAAUUAUGUCAGAGAAUAUGUCACCAGGAAUGAUGUUGUGGUCAGAAAUAUUGAAUCCCACCUACGAAAGAUAGCUGCUAGCCUUAACACCAGGACAAGGGAUGUCGACGUCCCCCCCAAAUUUCAACCAGAACAGAUCAAGGCAGUCACACUGAGAAGUUGGAGGAGUACUACUCAAACUGCAGCAGUUCCCAAGACCCCAACCCUAGCCACCAGGGAGGAACGUGACAAACCACCUGAGGCAUUGACAAAAGCAUCACCGCAAUCACCACAACAGGCAGCUGUCGAGCAGAACCUAGAACUUGAAGCUGAAGAAACCCCAGUGGACGAAAGUAGAACAAGCAGUUCACUACAAAACAAGCAAAUUCCAGUCAAAAUUAUGUUCCCCCAAAGAACAAAGAAGCAACAAGAUGAUAAGCAGUUUGGAAAUUUUUUGGAUAUUUUAAAACAACUCCACAUCAACAUACCUCUGGUGGAUGCACUGGAACAGAUGCCCAAGUAUGUCAAAUUCAUGAAGGACGUUCUCUCCAAAAAGAGAGGAAUAACAGAAUAUGAAACGGUGAAGAUGACACGAGAAAGCUACGAAUACUUGGGCAAACUCCCACCUAAGAUACAAGAUCCAGGAAGCUUCACCAUCCCUUGUGUAAUAGAGAACACUUACCAAGCUAAAGCCUUGUGUGACCUAGGGGCAAGCAUCAACCUCAUAUCGUCAUCAAUUUUUAAACAAUUAGCCACAGGACCAGAAAAACCAACCACGGUAACCUUACAGAUGGCAGAUAGAUCGAUUGUCAAACCAGAGGGGAAGGUGGAAGAUUUACUAGUCAAAGUAGAUAAAUUCAUCUUUCCCGCUGACUUCAUCAUCUUGGACUAUGAAGCUGAUAUAGACGUUCCCAUUAUCCUUGGACGAUCGUUCCUAGCAACUGGAACAGCGGUCAUCAAUGUGCAAAAAGGGGAACUUACUAUGAGAGUACAUGAUGAUGAGGUUAAAUUUAAUGUCAUCAAGGCAAUGAAAUUUCAUGAUGAGGAUGAAGAUCUGGAAGAAUGCUCUGCAAUCACUCUAGCAGAUAACCAGAUCAACAUAAACCCAGAAGUCGAAGAAAUGGUAGAAGGUUUGCAAAAAGAAGAACAAAAUUGUUACCUGCAAGAAAGGAAACCGGAACCUCUGCAGAUAACUGAACAAGAAAAACAAGUCAAAAAACCAUCUUCAGAACAACCUCCUGACUUGGAACUAAAACCUCUUCCUCAGCACGUGAAAUAUGCAUAUAUGGGAAGCAAUAACAUCCUGUCUGUCAUCAUCUCCUCACUUCUCACCAAGGAACAAGAAGAACUACCGAUCAGCAAGUUGAAGAAAUAUCAAGGAGCUAUUGGAUGGACCAUAGCAGACCUUAAAGGUAUCAGUCCUUCUUUCUGUAUGCAUAAAAUAUUAUUGACUGACCCUAACAGCUUUUCAGUAGAACACCAAAGAAGACUAAAUCCCAUCAUGAAGGAAGUGGUUAGAAAAGAAGUGAUUAAGUGGUUGGAUGCAGGGAUCAUAUAUCCCAUCUCAAAUAGUAGUUGGCUAACAGAUUGUUCUACAAUCGCUAUUUCAGCUACUAAGCCCAAUUCGAACGCGAAGAUGGUAGAAACCUGA
Gastrolobium bilobum is the source of this 1980-nucleotide messenger RNA. RefSeq lists its product as uncharacterized. The record is from RefSeq and is a predicted model, not a curated record. Bases 1 to 1980 code for a protein of 659 amino acids. The transcript is spliced from 3 exons. NCBI's taxonomy places the organism in Eukaryota, Viridiplantae, Streptophyta, Magnoliopsida, Fabales, Fabaceae.